UUGCGCAGCAGUGCGGGGUGCACGCGCGUCCUCGAGGCAGAAAGCCCGUUUGGUGAGCUGGUCCGCUACUGCAACAACUUUAAAAACUGAUUCAAGUGAAGGCCAGGGAACAGAUAUCCAGUCAAGCAUGAUCACUCAAGUGAAUCCAGAAGAACAAACUGAUCAAUCUUUAAAGAUUGCUGGGAAUAAAUAUUACAUCAUCAAACUUGAAAAGACAUUUAAAUGUCAUGAAGAUAUUAUUGGAAAAAUCCCUAAAAUACCGGGUCUAGAGGAGGUGAAUUCUGAGGAGGAGAGUCAUUUUCUAGUGGUUUUCUGCAUGAUUGCAUCAAGAGCAGGAACUGACAUUGAAGCUGCACUGAAGGAGCUUAAUAAACUUUCAGAGUCUAAAACUGCCAUUUUUAUGGUGCUGCAUCACACAUUUGACCGAGAGAAAACUGUACCAGACAGCAGCAGGAGUGUAAACAGGAAAAAUACGCUCACAGUGGAUUUUCUGUUCUAUGAGGGUGAAGGACUCCUGGAGUGCAUGAAAAAUACUGAAGCAUUUAUGAAGAUUCAUAAAUGUCUGCCACCUCAGAUUGAGCCUGGCUGGUUUUCCUUGGUUUACAAAUUCUUUUCAAACAUGUGGCAGGUGAUCAGUCCCUUUGUGUACCCAGAUGCACAAGCUGAAGAGCAGAAAGGUGAAACAGGUGACAAACAGAAGACAACAUUGUUUGAAGAAAUAGAUGUACUACUGGAGGACCAAGAAGAAACUAUUGCAUCAGUACUUCUGAUUGUCCUGCUGGGCAUGUCUGGAUCUGGGAAAAGUGCAGCAAAAGGCAUAAUAUUUGGGGGAGAUGAGAUAAGUCAGGAUGGUUUCUCUGCAGCCACUCAGAAGAUAACAGUAGAGAGAGGAAGAUUAGGUAGAGACCAGGUGUCUGUGUUAGAUACUCCUGACUGGUUCAGCUCUGGGUUCUCAAUGGAGCAAAUUAAGCAAAACAUACAACUCAUUAGUAUGUGUUCCUCCGGACCUUAUGCUUUCCUUCUAGUCUUACCAAUAAAAAAUGAGUUAACUAAAGAGGAAAGAGAGAUGGUGAAGAAUAUGGAGCAGUUUUUAGAAGAGAUAUCCAGGGAGAGGAUAAUGAUCCUUUUCAUUAUUACUGAUGAACAAGAAAAUCAAAACAUAGAUAAGAACAACUUUCUCCAGCACUACCCGAACUACAAGGAGCUGGUGAAAAAAUGUGGUGAAAAAUUUCAUUUGUUCAGUUUUAGUCAGAUAGGGAAUCGAGAUCAGGUACCAGAGCUGCUGGAGAAGAUAAAGAAGAUGGUUGGAGGAAAUGUAAGUGAUGUCUGUAAGGAGGACAAGCACCAGACAACUUCUAAAACUAAAGAUGUAAGGGAGAUAAAUUACAUUCAAGUACAACUGCCUAAAUCUCAGCGCACAGUUUGGACCUCAGAAUCUUGUGAAAGUGAUAAUGAGUUUGUAGUUGUUGACAAUUUCUAAAAAAUCUGAAGAAAAUCACAGUUUGCUUAAUUGAUAAAAUUAGCAUCUGUGUUCACAUUAUGGGAUGCAUACAGAACAACUUUUAAUUGCAGAAUCAACAGAAUAUAUAAAUGACUGAAAAACAUAUAAUGUAUAUUAUUAGAUAUGGUAACUAUGUUGACAUUGAAAUCAUAUGUUGACUUUGAUAUCAAUUGUAUCAUUUUUAAAUAUUUUGUUUGGAUACAGUGUUUUCACUAUAAGUUAAAGCUUUAUUGGUUAAACAAAACAUGUUGUUAAAAUUUUGUUAGUACAAUUUUUGGCAAUUGAUGUGAAGUAUAUAGAUUAAAUGUAGGUGUUAAGUGGAUGCUUUUUAUAUAAAGAGCAUUAAAUGAGGAAACAUAAAUGUGUCUGUAUCCCCUUUUAGUUUUAACAUGAUGGAAUAAAGUUAUUAAAAAAAGUUUGCCAUAGGCCUAAGUGAUGUUUCUGUGGUCACUAACAACAAAAAAUGCACCUGAGCAAUUCCAGCAUCAGGAUGUGUCUUUUCAGUGAAUAUUUACUAUCAAUAUAUUGAGCCAUCUGUUUACAUUUUCCCAAACCCCUGAUGAUGUCCAGACAUCAGAAAAAUAUCAAUCUAUACUUAUGAUUUCUAUUUUAGAUAAGAGAAACAUGUGUUUUAUGUAUGGGAUGAAAUUGACAGAAGUUUUUGGUAGACUUUGUAAUAAUUCUGUGAAUUAAAAUGCUCAAACCAAAAGCAAUAAUACCCAAUAAAUGAAGGGAAGGGAUGACUCUUCAAGAGCAAAUAAUAUCUAGUUUAUUUUCAUUUUCAUGUGCGCAUUUAUGAGGAAGAAACAACAGAUGUUACAUUUCUCCAUUAUGGAUGUGACAGAAAAAGAAAAAAUACAGAAAAGCAGCAUGAAUGUCCUAUGUGUGCUAUGUGCU
Molecule: messenger RNA, 2398 nt
Organism: Paramisgurnus dabryanus
Lineage: Eukaryota; Metazoa; Chordata; Actinopteri; Cypriniformes; Cobitidae
Source: RefSeq, a predicted model, not a curated record